Molecule: messenger RNA, 1554 nt
Organism: Naegleria lovaniensis
Lineage: Eukaryota; Heterolobosea; Eutetramitea; Acrasida; Naegleriidae
Exons: 1
Coding region: 1-1554 (517 amino acids)
Source: RefSeq, a predicted model, not a curated record
AUGUUGCCCUCAUCCUCUUCCAACAAACAAGAGGAAAAGAAGAAUCAAGAAAAUUCAUCCUCUAAAAAGGCUUCAAGCAAAACAAAUAACAAGGAAAACAAGAAACAAUCCAAUUCGGACCCAUCUACUGAAGAGAAAGAAAAGGAUAAAGGCUUUAUUACCUCUCAAUCCAUCAUUUCUAGAAUUAAAUGGGAUGAGAGAUUUUCAACCUUUUUGGAUGAUUUUACAAUUGGAUAUUUAGAUAGAUUUGAAGGUUUAAAGACAACCACCAUCAAAGACUUUGAGGAAUCUGAUGAAAUUCCUUUUCAUAGAAUUUGGUAUCUGUAUUUUAAUGGAAUUAUUAUUUGGGAUCGAGAGAAGAGAAUUGAUAAUGUAUCUAAGGGAAAAUUGGAACAAAUUAUUGAGGACUAUUUUGUGAAAAAGCACCAAGAGGAGUUGAGAAUUAAGAAACAAAUGGAGCUUGAGAGCAAACAAAAGAAAAAUAAGAAGAAACAUCAUCAACAAGUAGUUGCAUCUUCUUCAUCACACGAGAGCUCUUCGUCAUCUCCAAUAAUUCCAGAAAAAUCCAAUGAUUCCAGUGAGGAAGAUGAAAAUAACUUGAGUGAAGAUAAUGAUUCAGAAGAAUCUGAAGAAAUCGAUGGAGAAUUGACGAGUGACGUCACGACUAGUUUAACGAACGAACAAAUUUUAGAAAAUUAUGUAGCUCAAUAUCGUAGCAACAAGAAGCUCAAAAAAGUAUUAUUUUCCAAGAAUAAGACUCGCAAAGUUCAACAAGAGUACAUUCCUGAUGAUGAUUUGGAAAUGUGGUUAUUGGAACACAAUGAAGAAAAUGAAGAUUUAGUGCUACAAUUUCCUACCCACAUUUCUCAGAGAGGAGGUCAUUAUCAUAUCAUAUUUGACACGAGAAAGAAGUAUGAAGAAUAUAUUGCAGCUUGGAAGAGCACGAUUGAAAAGAAGCAAAAGUUUUAUGUUGAAGAAAUGAGAACAAAACAUGCCUUUAGGCUCUACGUAGACAUUGAUAUCAAAAUUACAAAACCAAAUUCACCUUAUGAUAUUGUAAGCAACGGCUGGAUCAAACUCAUUCAACAAUUUACAAACGAUUAUUUUAAGGGCAAGGAGGAUAUUACAGUGGUUGUGACGGAGUGUCACAGUAAUUGGAACGAUAAGAAUACCAAGUCAGCAAGGUUCAAGUCUGGAUACAGAUUAUACUUCCACGAAAUCAUUGUUGACUAUGACAAGUUUUGCGACUUUACCUAUCAGCUCUCUUACUUUAUGAUGGACAAGAUUGGCUCCUACGAAAAUCAACCUGUUGAUUGGUUUUUUGAGGAUGUCAUUGAUCUUAAAUCAUGUAAUCAUCCGAGAUGCAGAAUGUUCGGAACCACCAAAUGGAGACGUGGCCAUCUCUUGCCAAGAAUUUACCAAUUUUCUGGUAUUUAUGGCAAAGAUAUGACAUUGGACGAGAAAAAGACACAAGAGUUGAAGAAUAAUCUUCAUGACUUGUUAGUAUUGACCUCUACUCGUGUGGAAGAUCCAUUCGAUGAUGACAACCACUAA